UCACUCGAACAGCUGUUAACAACAACCAUUCAAAAUGAAAAACAUGGAAAAAUUCCGCAUUUUUUAAGCAUUUUCGCGCUUUUUUCUAUUUCGGCUAGAAUAUCGCGCCCAGUCGAUAUAGUACAGUUGUAUCCGCAGAGCUAUAAAUAUUGUAUUACAGAACGCAAUCAAGUCCUUUCUGGAAUAAUGGCCACUGCAAAGGAAUGCAUAAGCAAAGGACAAAAGUUCGCCCAGAACACACAGCCGUAUACGGUGCUCAUUGAGGGAAACAUUGGCAGCGGAAAGACAACAUUCUUGAAUUACUUUCAAAAAUAUAAAAACGAAGUUACCUUGAUUACGGAGCCAGUGGAAAAGUGGCGCAAUGUGAACGGUGUCAAUUUGCUCGAUAAAAUGUACAAGGAUCCAAAGAAAUGGGCAAUGCCCUUUCAGUCAUAUGUUACACUAACCUUACUCCAGGCCCACACAGCAGCCACAGACAAAAAGUUAAAGAUCUUAGAGCGCUCCAUUUACAGUGCACGCUAUUGCUUUGUGGAGAAUAUGUAUCGCAAUGGUUCCUUGGAGCCGGGCAUGUACAACACACUGCAAGAGUGGUUUAAGUUCAUCGAUGAGGCAAUCCACGUACAGGCUGACCUAAUUAUUUAUCUACGCACCUCCCCCGAAGUGGCCUAUGAACGGAUCAGGGAACGUGCACGGUCCGAGGAGAGCUGUGUGCCACUGAAGUAUUUGCAGGAGUUGCACGAACUACACGAGGAUUGGCUCAUACACCAUCGACGACCGCAGCACUGCAAGGUUCUUGUGAUGGACGCCGAUCUGAAACUGGAGGACAUUAUCAGCGAAUAUCAGCGCUCUGAGACGAGUAUUUUUGAUGCAAUUUCAAGGGGGCAUGAGCAUAAGCCGGAAGCGGUGCUGGUGUCGCCCAGCAAAUGCUAUAGGUCUAGGCCCUAGGCUAUAACCGGUUUAAGGACGCAUUCAGUUUGCAUAUGGAAGCAGUUGCUUCGUUUACCCAAAACAUUUAUAAUUACUAAGUUAAAAUUCAAGCGAAUCUGCCAAACUUAACAUUUCCAAUUUCGCAAUUACUUGAAAUUGUUCCAAUAUAAAUUUAGUCUCAUCGAAAUUUAAUUUAUGACACCUUCCUAUCUAACAAUUAUAAAUUAGACAAUCUUUAAUAUCCGCAAGUUUAAGUUUAAAUGGUUAAUAAAAUUAUUCGUGGUUGCCUUUGAUCUAAAUGCAGCUGUGAUAAGAAUUCGA
Molecule: messenger RNA, 1248 nt
Organism: Drosophila grimshawi
Lineage: Eukaryota; Metazoa; Arthropoda; Insecta; Diptera; Drosophilidae
Product: deoxynucleoside kinase
Exons: 4
Coding region: 187-945 (252 amino acids)
Biological process (GO): nucleobase-containing compound metabolic process
Cellular component (GO): mitochondrion; cytoplasm
Molecular function (GO): ATP binding; deoxynucleoside kinase activity
Source: RefSeq, a predicted model, not a curated record